UAGAGCGUUAUCUUUGUUAGAUAAUGGGGAAUCGCGUUGGAUUCAGACAUUUCAGUUUACAGCCUAAAAUCACACCAAAUGUGUAAAUUAGACGUGAGGCUAUUCAAAUGUUAAAUUGCAAACGGCGUAAUAAAGGAGACGAUCGAGUUUCCCUGAUUCUACCGCCUGUCAUCAAAUCAGGAAGACGGGAAGCAACCAGGAAGUAUUUCUCAUUAUGACCGUUGCCCCCAACAACGCCUGUUAUGAAACUGCUCGGCACCACCCUAGGAAAAGCGACCAGCUUUCUAACUCUCAUUGUUGUUGCAAUUGCAGUGGUUUUGUAUUAUUUCGACGAUCCUGUUCCGGUGAAAUAUACCAGAUCAUCUUUUCUUUGGCUCACAGCAUGACUCAGGACAUGAAGACCCUUGAGGAUAACUUCAGGGGCCAAAACAAGAGCUGCUUUAUUCUUGGUGCUUCUGGAGAAACAGGCAAAAUGUUGCUUCAAGAGUUACUGGAGCGCAACUUGUUCUCCAAGAUAACUCUCAUUGGGCGGAGACAGUUGACCUUUGAAGGAAAAACACAUGAAAACCUGGUACAAGAGGUGGUUGACUUUGAGAAGCUUGAUGAAUAUUCUGCUGCCUUCGAGGGCCAUGAUGUUGGUUACUGCUGUCUAGGAACUACCAGAGCAAAAGCAGGAGCCGAUGGAUUCGUCAGAGUUGAUCAUGACUAUGUUCUGAAAUCAGCUGAACUUGCCAAAGCAGGAGGCUGUACACACUUCCACCUGGAGUCCUCCAGAGGAGCCGAUAAAAACAGCAAAUUUCUCUACCUCCAAGUCAAGGGACAAGUGGAAGCAGACAUUGAGGCACUGGGUUUUGAUAGAUUCUCUAUUUAUAGGCCAGGGGUUUUGUUGGUGGACAGGCAGGAAAAUCGACCUAGUGAGUGGCUGGCCCGGAAGUUCUUCGGUGCCGUUUCUGCCGUGUGCUCAACAUCCAUGUCUAUUCCGAUCCAAAUGGUGGCAAAAGCAAUGGUGUCCAACACUCUGCUUCAGCCUGAGCAGAAGACGGAGAUCCUGGAGAACAAAGCUAUCACCAGUCUGGGGAAAGGUGCAGGGAAAUGAAUGAGCAGGUGACGCCAUGAGGUUAUAAAUGUGGACAUACAAAGAUGACAACAAGCUGCAGUACUCAUCAAAGUAUUUUCACUAUACUUGAAAGGGAUAUCUUUAAAUGUUUUACAACUGCUCUAAGGAUUUAAAUGUAAACAUACUGACUUCUUCAUGCAGGAAAAAAAACAAGAUUUAAGUAGCAUUUUGGUUUAAUUUCUUUUGUCCAUAAAUGUCACAUUUUCUUCAGGGAAGAAUUUCACCAUCUGUGCAAUCGCAUUUGUAAAGCACUGCCUUAAAGUUCAUGUUUAUUUCUGUUAUGCUGUAAAUGUACUUUUUCCUGUUUAAAUCAGGUAAAAUGUUAAUUUAUCCAUUUGCCAAAAUUUAUUAUUGGAAAGAUAAUGAGUAAUUUGAGCUCAUGAUCUCUCCUUUCAUGUCUUGGGUAAUGUGUUUUUCUUGGAACAAAACUUAAUAUUUAAGCCGCAUUUAUGGUAAUUGACAGAGAAAGAUGAUUGGUGAAGAGAGAAAAUCACACACUGACACAAAAUUGUCACCUCUUUUCAUCCCGUAUUCUCAUAUUCUAAUAGUUUCAACGCUAUAUGUAACGCACUUUGAAUGGCUUUUGUGUUUUAUAUACGAUUAAUAAAAAUAAAUUCAACCCC
Melanotaenia boesemani (Boeseman's rainbowfish) is the source of this 1740-nucleotide messenger RNA. RefSeq names its product HIV-1 Tat interactive protein 2 (gene htatip2). The transcript is spliced from 7 exons. Gene Ontology annotation, cellular component: cytoplasm. Gene Ontology annotation, biological process: import into nucleus. Bases 215 to 1096 code for a protein of 293 amino acids. The record is from RefSeq and is a predicted model, not a curated record. NCBI's taxonomy places the organism in Eukaryota, Metazoa, Chordata, Actinopteri, Atheriniformes, Melanotaeniidae.